AUGUCUGCUAUCGGAUUCGAAGGCUUUGAGAAGAGGCUCGAGAUUUCCUUUUUUACCCCUGGUCCUGACCCUGGAAACCGAGGUCUCCGUUGUUUAACAAAGGACCAAAUUGACGAAUUUCUAGCACCGGCGGAAUGCACGAUUGUUUCUUCACUAUCGAACGAUUCACUCGAUUCCUAUGUUCUAUCGGAAUCCAGUCUUUUUGUUUACCCAUACAAGAUCAUCAUCAAAACAUGUGGCACUACAAAGCUACUCCUUUCUAUCCCGGUUAUACUCAAAUUAUCCGGUGAACUUUCACUCACUGUGAAAUCCGUUCGAUACACCCGUGGAAGCUUUAUCUUUCCCGGAGCUCAGGUGUACCCUCACAGGAGCUUCACUGAAGAAGUAAUGGUACUCGAUAGCCACUUUGGAAACCUUGUUUCCAAUGCUUAUGUCAUGGGAGGUGAUGACAAGAAUCAGAAAUGGCACGUCUACUCUGCUUCAGCUGAAGGAAUGGAAUCCGUUUCGGUUUACACUCUUGAGAUGUGCAUGACAGGUUUAAGCAAGAAGAAAGCAUCGGUGUUUUUCAAAUCGGAAUCGAGCUGUGCGGUGGAGAUGACUGAAGGUUCUGGAAUCCGUAAGAUUCUUCCGGAAUCUGAGAUUUGUGAUUUUGAUUUUGACCCGUGUGGGUAUUCGAUGAAUGCGAUUGAAGGUGAUGCGAUCUCGACCAUUCAUGUGACCCCAGAAGAUGGGUUUAGUUAUGCUAGUUUUGAAGCUGUUGGUUAUGAUUUCAAGUCUGCGGAUCUGGGUUGUUUGAUUGAACGGGUUUUGGGCUGCUUUGAGCCGAGUGAGUUUUCGGUGGCUUUGCAUGGAGAUGAGUUGAAAGAUUUGGAUCUUGAUCUGGAUGAUAAUGGUAUGUGUGUGAAUGUUAAGGGGUACAGUGUUGAAGAAAUGAAGUUUGAAGAUUUGGGUGAAGGAGGGGGCGAGAUGGUGUUCUUUGGGUAUGUCAAGGGUGGAAGUGGUUGUGGGUUGUCUCCGCGAUCAACUCUGCAUAGAAGCUGUUGGAGUGAAACUGAGAAUGAGAAUGAGGAUGAGUGA
Molecule: messenger RNA, 1077 nt
Organism: Lactuca virosa
Lineage: Eukaryota; Viridiplantae; Streptophyta; Magnoliopsida; Asterales; Asteraceae
Source: the annotation of a GenBank genome assembly